AUGCGCUAUCUCAUUACGGGCGAGGGUUGGUUCUGGCUAAGGAAGACUACUGCUCAGGUGGGGCUGGGGAAGUGUGGAGGGGAGCCAAGAGGGGUGUGCUACCAGGGUGGGGCCGAGGGGGCUCUUGGGGCUGGGACAAAACUUGCACCAGUGGAGGUGGUGGGUAGCUGGGGCCUUGGGAUUGCUCCAUGGGAUGGUGGAGUCUCAGAGCUGGACCUCGGGAGGAUGGGGAAGGGUUAGGGAUGGGAGGACCUUGGAGACACCAGGAGGGAUAGGACAGAACACCCAGAGAGCCUCCUCUUCCAGCUUUUAAAUCGCCUCUCUCCUCAUGCAGAAUACUGCCUCUCCUACUAAUUGUUCAAGACGUGGCAUGGGCAUGGCCUGGCCACCCAGCAACCCAGUCCCUCUGUGUUCUGA
Lepus europaeus (European hare) is the source of this 417-nucleotide messenger RNA. RefSeq names its product hepatocellular carcinoma, down-regulated 1 (gene HEPN1). The record is from RefSeq and is a predicted model, not a curated record. Lineage: Eukaryota; Metazoa; Chordata; Mammalia; Lagomorpha; Leporidae.